Nerophis lumbriciformis (worm pipefish) is the source of this 1356-nucleotide messenger RNA. Lineage: Eukaryota; Metazoa; Chordata; Actinopteri; Syngnathiformes; Syngnathidae. The record is from RefSeq and is a predicted model, not a curated record.
AUGGGCGAGGACGCUGAGAGCCCCAAGAUCAACCACACCUUCCUACGAGACUAUGUCACUGAAGCUGAUGUUAUCUCCACGGUGGAGUUCAACCAGACAGGGGACCUACUGGCCACGGGGGAUAAAGGAGGCCGGGUGGUCAUCUUUCAGAGAGAAACUGAGUCUAAAGGCGAGUCUGAGGAGGUGGUGGAGAGCGGAGACUCAGGGGAGUAUAAUGUAUACAGCACCUUCCAGAGCCACGAGCCAGACUUUGACUACCUGAAAAGUCUGGAGAUUGAAGAGAAAAUCAACAAGAUAAAAUGGCUGUCACAACAGAAUGCUGCACAUUUUCUCCUCUCCACAAAUGAUAAGACCAUCAAACUAUGGAAGGUGAGUGAAAGAGACAAGAGACCUGAGGGAUACAACUUGAAAGAUGAGGAGGGCCGCCUGAAGGACAUCUCCACUAUCACAUCCCUGCAGGUGCCAGUACUGAAACCCACAGACCUAAUGGUCGAUGUUCGCCCUAGACGUGUGUUCGCCAAUGGUCACACUUACCAUGUCAACUCCAUCUCAGUCAAUAGUGACGGAGAAACCUACCUGUCAGCUGAUGACCUGCGUAUCAAUAUGUGGCAUCUGGGUAUCACUGAUCGCAGUUUCAACAUUGUGGACAUAAAGCCAGCUAACAUGGAGGAUCUUACAGAGGUGAUCACAGCAGCAGAGUUCCACCCUCAACACUGCCACCUGUUUGUGUACAGCAGCAGCAAGGGCACCCUGCGCCUCUGUGACAUGAGAUCAUCUGCACUUUGUGAUAAACACACAAAAUUGUUCGAAGAACCUGAGGAUCCAGGCAGCCGCUCCUUCUUCUCCGAAAUAAUUUCCUCUGUGUCAGAUGUCAAGUUCAGUCACAGUGGACGCUACCUACUGACCAGAGACUACCUUACCGCCAAGGUGUGGGACUUGAACAUGGAUAAAGGCCCUGUGGAGACAUAUCAGGUCCACGAAUACCUAAGGAGUAAGCUGUGCUCACUCUAUGAGAACGACUGCAUCUUUGACAAGUUUGAGUGUGUCUGGAACAGUUCAGACAGUGUAAUCAUGACCGGGGCAUACAACAGCUUCUUCCAGAUGUUUGACAGAGAGACAGGACGGGGCGUGACCCUUGAGGCAUGGCGGGAGAGCAGCAAGCCGCGGGCUGUGUUACGUACCCGCCGGGUUUACACCGGAGGAAAACGUCGCCGUGGAGAUGUAGACGUUGAUAGCUUGGACUUCAGUAAAAAGAUCCUGCAUAUGGCUUGGCAUCCAUCAGAGAAUAUUAUCGCUAUAGCAGCUACCAACAACUUGUACAUUUUCCAGGAUCGCGUCAGUCCGGAGACACAGUGA